This is a messenger RNA of Adineta ricciae, 1716 nucleotides long. The record is from the annotation of a GenBank genome assembly. NCBI's taxonomy places the organism in Eukaryota, Metazoa, Rotifera, Eurotatoria, Adinetida, Adinetidae.
AUGACUUCACAAAAAGCAAAUACAUCGUUCAUUCGUAAAAUGUUUUUCAAACUAAUUGUUGCCCUUCUGGUCGCUCUCGAAUCGAUACAAGCCAUACCUAUGCAAGUUUAUUCCAAUGCUAUAUUUAUUCCAAACAUCGCUACUAGUACACUGAACAGUCUAUCGCCUAUAACAUCGUUGAGUAUAUGUGAAUGUCAGUGUUAUAGUAAUAGUCAAUGUAUUACUGGCAAUUAUUUUACUAUUCGGCAGCAGUGUGAUCUGUAUAAUGCAAAUCUUUCGCAAGGACAAUUAACAAUAAUGAUUGAUACUCCGGCAGUGGUAUUUACCUUUCUGAAUAUGACGACGACGACGACGACGGAGACUGGAAAAGAGCCACUUAAUCCGCCAGUUAUUAUUCAGUGGUUAUUCGAUGGAAAUCUGAACGAUGUAUAUGGAUUAUAUAAUGGUUUUGUGGAGUGGAAAAAGGACGCUACAGACGCUGAUAAAACUGAAUUGUGGUCAUCACCUGGUUAUGCUGGAUAUAGCAGUACUGUGAAAUUUUCGAAUUCAUAUGGAGUUGUGAGUAGGAAUCUCGAUUUAACAACAACUAGUUUUACAGUUACUGCAUGGAUUUGGAUUACCGAUGCUUACAACGCGUCGAGUGACAUAGAUAUUUAUUUUUUGUUAUUUUUGCAUUGUGCCCAAGCUGCUGCAGACCGGUGUUUAUCUUUGUCAGUGAAAAAUGGUUUUGUUACCAUGAGUUUCUUUUUCGAUGAUUUAAGUGGCAACAACCCACUACAAGUCAAUCAAUGGUAUCAUGUUGCUUUUCAAUAUGAUCGAUCUAACUCGAAACAAGUGAUUUACUUAAAUGGAGUAUUUGAAGGUAGCAGAGAAACCGUGGGAUCAUAUUCUGAAAACACCCCACCAAUACUGUUCGGUUCCACACCUCAAGACACUUUGUACACAUUUCGUAAUGGCCGUGUCGAUAAAUUAACAUUUGUGUCACGUCUGAUGACUGAGAGCGAACUUCUUGACGAGGCAACCCUUGUUUCCUAUUAUCCAUUCGAUGGUUCAUAUAAUGAUAUGGGUCCGAAUAACAUUCAGAAUGUCUACAGCCAGUCGACAAAAUUUGAUUCCGACGGUAAAAUAAAUCAAGCAUUACAGAUGAAUGGUUCAUCUACAGCAUGUUUUCGAACAGAGGGUUUCUAUUAUUUGGGACAAACGAACUAUAGUUUUUCAUUUUCAUUGUGGAUUUUUCCCUAUGCAGCCGCUGGCCUUAUUCUUCAGGUCAACUCUCCAAAAGCUUGGUGCGUGCCGAUGAUCAAUUUUGAUUCAGGAUAUUUAGUGAUUCAGUCCUUGAGUGUCGAAGGAACUUACAUCGCUUCAACUCCCUUCAAAAGCGAUCUGUUAAACACAUGGGUGCAUAUUAGUAUGACUUAUUCGGUCAAUAAUGGCAUUCGUCUCUAUAUCAAUGGCGAACUGAAGAGUGAAAAUCUUGCGUACACAGAUUAUGCAGCUAGUAAUCAGAUAAAUUCGAUCACUCUAGGAACCUGCGAUUUAUCAACGACAUACAGUAAUGGCGAAGACAACAUGGCUCCAUCUAAUCAAUAUCAAGGAAAGAUUGAUGAAUUGAAGAUCUUUUCUCGUGAAUUAACAGCAGAUGAGAUUUGUCAACUCGUCACAGGAUCUUCCUGUAAGACAACAUUGACCGAAAAUGGUAGUUUUAUCUCGUCUUGA